Molecule: messenger RNA, 2910 nt
Organism: Ostertagia ostertagi
Lineage: Eukaryota; Metazoa; Nematoda; Chromadorea; Rhabditida; Trichostrongylidae
Source: the annotation of a GenBank genome assembly
AUGGCCCAGCGCAACCAGCUGGCGGCGCAGCAGCGCAUGAAAAGCGGCGCGCCCUCCGAGCAGUAUGCCGACACCCUGGAGCAGUUGUUCAACGCGCUCAACCCUGAAUCUGGCCCCCCCGGCAUCGCGCGCACCUUUACCGACGUAGCGUCCCGCCUGCCCGCUGUGCAAACCCUGGACCGCCAGGCCCAGGCGCUGCAGCAAGAAUGGCAAACUCUGCGCAACACUUGGCAAACCGCAGGUGUGGAAGGCAGCGUGCUAGACCGCCAGCUCGCCCAGGAAGCCGUCUUCCUGGACAAGCAUGAACAACUGGUCAAGCGCAUCGAAGCCGUGCAGGCAGGCGGUAGCGGCCAGACUGCCGCCCUGCAGGUGCUCAAAGAGUUUGUGGACGCAGAAGCCCCCCGCAAAACCCAUCUGCCCGUCAACCUGAACAAGCUGCCCUGGCAGGCAGAGCGUGCCCGCCCCCAAGCGCCCAUCCAGGUGGAUGCCUCCGAAGCAGAGCAGCCCGCAGCCGCCGCCAAGGCCGCUACCGUGCAAAGCACCAAAGCCGCCAGCGCCCCCAGCGCAGCCGAUUUGGCGCCCACUGUGGAAGCCCCCCAUACCGACGCCAUCAAAUCCCUGGCCCAAACCCUGGGCCACAACCCCCACAAGAUCUACCAGUGGGUGCACGACAACAUCUACUACGUGCCCACCCAAGGCAGCGUACAAGGUGCGCAAGACACGCUCGACAAGAAAUCCGGCAACGCCGUCGACACCGCCAGCCUGCUGAUUGCCCUGCUGCGCGCGAGCAACAUCCCCGCGCGGUACGUUACCGGCACCGUAGACAUCCCCACCGCCCAGGCCCUCAACUGGGUGGGCGGCGCGCAGACCGUAGACGCAGCCCAACAAAUCUGGGGCCAAGGCGGGGUCAACAACGUUGCCCUGGUCUCGGGCGCACAAACCAAAGCCCUGCGCAUCGAACACACCUGGGUCGAAGCCCUCAUCCAAUACCAACCGGGCCGAGGCACCCGCCACACCCCCGGCCAAAGCACCCCCGACACCUGGGUGCCGCUGGACGGCAGCUUCAAGCAAUACACCUUCAAGCCAGGCAUGGACUUGGCCACUGCCGUACCCUUGGACGCCCAGGCCCUGCUCAGCGCAGCCCAGCAAGGCGCAGAAACCAACCCGGCCGAAGGCUGGGUGAGAAACCUCAACACCACAGCCCUGCAAAGCCAGCUCAGCAGCUACCAAGCCCGCCUUAAAACCUACAUCGACAGCCAAAACGCCGGCCAAAGCACCGUAGGCGACGUGCUGGGCCAAAGAACCGCCACCAUAGACCCCAUGCCCUACCUGGCAGGCACCUUGCCCUACAGCAUCAAAACGCGCAGCCAAACCCACAGCGACCUGCCCGCCAGCAGCAAAGCGCAGUUCAAAUACGAAAUCUACGCAGACGCCCGCAGCGCCGCCUGGGGCGACAGCCCCCUGCUGAGCUGGAAAACCCCCACCGCCGCCAUCGCUGGCAAAAAGAUCACCCUGGCCUGGGUAGCAGCCAGCGCCGCCGACGAAGCAGCCAUUGCCGCGCUCAUUCCCAAGCCCGCUCCCGGCCAACAGCUAGACCCCAGCCAACUGCCCCGGGGCCUGCCCAGCAGCAUCCACCUUAAGCCCCAAAUCUCUGGUAGACGGCACCGUGGCCAACAAACGGCACUGGGCGUAAGCAUCCAAGGCAUCAGCCAAGCCCAGCUGGAAACGCUGAGAGCCCGGAUGAAGGUGAAUGAGCAGAAGCUUGAACAAGCGCAGGCCGCUCCUGAAGCGCAGCGGGCGGCCAUCUUGCAAGGCAUGACUGGCGAAAAUUUGACGGGGGAUCUGCUGACAGGAACGAUGUGGAGUUACUUCGCCAGCCUGCAGAGCCACGGCGCAAUCGCCAGCGCCCAGGCCCAAAUGAUCGACCGGCCAGCCUUGAGCUACGGCCUGUUCCACGCCCAGGUCAAACCCAACAAGCUGUAUGGCAUCGUGACCACGGGCAUUACCUUCCAAGGGCUGAACAUGGACAUCGGGCACCUGCGGCACACCCGGUGGGUCAAGAAUGACGAUCCCCAGGCGGCGAUCAACGCCAAACCGGAACUCACCGCAAACGGCAAAACUGCAGCGCAAAACCGGUGGAUUGCGUACAACAAGCUGCGGGGGCAAUACAGCAGCGCCAUGGAGCACGCGGUGCCCGAACAGCUGUGGGUGGACAAAAGUCAAUGCCGGUACACGGAUGAGCAAGGGCAAAUCAGCAACCCCACGCUGGCGGAAUGCGCGCAAGGGAUCAGCGCAGUGAAUGCCAUUGCAAUCGCCCAAGCUGCAGGCCAGCGCAUCUACACCAUCAACCAAAGCAACGCAGCUACUGCCUUGCCCAGACUGCCGCUUGGCGGCACAGUGGGACAGGAGAUUACUUCGGCUGUCCAGGCAGGCAAGGAAGUGACAUUCCAUGAACGUGCGAUUAACGCGCAUGGAUUUUCGGGGUACGGGUAUGUGAUAACGGACCCGGAAACGGGAGCUGGGGCCUACAUGAUCGAGGGCAGGGGUAAUGGUGGGUGGAUGGAUUUGGUGAACUGGGUGAAAGAUAAUCCAGGGUGGUCCGCAAUUGCUGCCUUGGUCUUGGGAAUAGUGGCAGGGAUUGGGGGGUGGCUUGGUGCAAUUCUGUUGUUGAUGUCUUUUGUUAUUUCUGCUAUUUCUAUCUACCACGACAUGAUGGCGAUCGCGAAUGCGGAAUGUGGUGUCCUUGGCUUGCAAGCAUUGUUUGGGGCGCUAACUGCUAUUGUGUUCGGGAUCGGUCUGCUUGGAGGUGCGGUGGGUGCUGCGAUUGCAUUGGCAAUAGCUGGAUAUCUCAUUUCGGCUCUUUAUGCUGAUGUGGCCGGUGCUAUUAAAAGAAUACCUGGUGUCUGCUGA